UUCACAAAUUGAGAACCAGGGAGACACAGAGAUACACACCACAGCAGCUAUAAUGGUAGCGUCAGCUCUCUCGGCGAGCGUGAGCUUCUCCGUUUCUUCUCACCGCAGAAGCCGCUCUCGUUCCGUCUUUUCUAACAGACACUCCACGAGCUCCGUCGUCUCUUCCUUGCAAAGUCCACAUGGAUUGUCUAGUAUAGCUCCUGGGUUAACACUAAAGCUUGAUGAGAAGAAUUUUCUUGAUUCUUAUCCAAGGUCUACUGCUUUUCCCAUUUUCCUGAUAUAUCUAAACUGCCCUGGUGGUAGCACCUACUCUGUAUUGGCAAUUUAUGAUUGCAUGUCGUGGAUAAAGCCUAAAGUUGGCACAAUAUGUUUUGGGGUAGCUGCAAGCCAGGGAGCACUUCUUCUUGCUGGUGGAGAAAAGGGGAUGCGUUAUGCAAUGCCAAAUGCACGUAUUAUGGUACAUCAACCACAGAGUGGAUGUGGGGGUCAUGUGGAGGAUGUGAGACGCCAAGUAAAUGAAGCAGUUCAAUCUCGCCAUAAAAUUGACAAAAUGUAUGCUGCUUUUACUGGUCAACCUGUUGAGAAAGUGCAACAGUACACUGAGAGGGAUCGUUUCUUAUCUGCUCCUGAGGUGCUUGAUGGGGUGCCAGGAUGGGGGAAAGAAAAGGAAUCCAAUUCUCGGCAGGAAAAGUGCAAGCUAGAGGUCACUGUAGAAGGCUUAGCUGCCUGCUUUUUUAGCCAAUAUAUUUAAUUUGAAAAAAGCAUAUCCCUUCUUCCAUUUUACUUUAGCUGCUGGCUUCCAGAUAUUAUUUUAAAAUUCUGAGUCGGCUUCCAGAAUUUUAUAAGCCACCAAAAAUUCUAAAUCAGAGCUUCAUCAACUACAAAAAUGUUAUGAAUCAUGAUAACCUUGGCAGUAGGCAAGAAUAUCUAAGCCGGGGAGUCCUCUGUAAAACUGAUAUUUCUUUGUCUUGCAUAUAUAGCUCUCAAUAGUGUCCUGAAUAUCAUUGGUUGUUGCUAAUUUUUGGGUCCUGGAUUUAUCUGCAAUGCAACUGCUUAGUUCUUGAGCACAGGAGUUGACACAUGAAAUUACUAACUACACUACUUUUA
This is a messenger RNA of Tripterygium wilfordii, 1107 nucleotides long. RefSeq names its product ATP-dependent Clp protease proteolytic subunit 6, chloroplastic-like. NCBI's taxonomy places the organism in Eukaryota, Viridiplantae, Streptophyta, Magnoliopsida, Celastrales, Celastraceae. Gene Ontology annotation, cellular component: endopeptidase Clp complex. The coding region runs from base 53 to 751 and encodes 232 amino acids. The transcript has 8 exons. The record is from RefSeq and is a predicted model, not a curated record. Gene Ontology annotation, biological process: protein quality control for misfolded or incompletely synthesized proteins. Gene Ontology annotation, molecular function: ATPase binding; ATP-dependent peptidase activity; serine-type endopeptidase activity.